Molecule: messenger RNA, 1060 nt
Organism: Cyprinus carpio (common carp)
Lineage: Eukaryota; Metazoa; Chordata; Actinopteri; Cypriniformes; Cyprinidae
Gene: her12
Product: hairy-related 12
Biological process (GO): regulation of neurogenesis; anterior/posterior pattern specification; regulation of transcription by RNA polymerase II
Cellular component (GO): nucleus
Molecular function (GO): DNA-binding transcription factor activity, RNA polymerase II-specific; RNA polymerase II cis-regulatory region sequence-specific DNA binding; protein dimerization activity
Source: RefSeq, a predicted model, not a curated record
AUAAAUACAGGGGGCUGCUCCUCAAAGAGACUCACAACUCUUUUUGCCACAGAAGAAAAUCAAGCUGUUCCAGCCUGGACAUGGCACCUCAUUUGGGUACGCUUUCAUCUUUUGACCAUCUUCACUUCAGUGAUAAGGACAAAAUGAAGCAGAGGAAGCCAAUUGUUGAAAAGAUGCGCAGAGACCGCAUCAACAACUGCAUUGACCAGCUCAAGAGUCUCCUGGAGAAGGAGUUCCACAGCCACGACCCCAGUGCCAAACUGGAGAAGGCUGAUAUUCUGGAAAUGACCGUCAACUUUCUCAAACAGCUGCAGCAGCAGCAGCAGCAGCAGCAGCUUCCUCAGAGGGAUCAUAAUGAAGGCUACUCUCACUGCUGGAGGGAGUCUGUCCACUUCGUUACUCUUCAUUCCACCGGAGGAGGAUCCGGCCGGGAGCUCCAGCACCUCCACAAUGCCCAGCGAGUGAGUGCUGCUAUUGGCUCCGCUCCACCGGCAUCUUCCUCUAAACUGAGCACGACUGGAUUGCAACAGCCUGACAGCAGGAGGCCCGUCUGGAGACCCUGGUAGAGAUGCUGUGAACUGUAAACCCUGAGGGACAGUUGUAGUAACGUCUCUCAUAAAAGUAGGAGAUUCAUUUCCAAAGUGUACAUUUGUGUUGUCAUCAUAUUGCUUGACAAAAACUUUAGACAAACAUGUGUUUGUCCAUAGAAAGAGGUGGAUUAAUGUGCUUCUUGUUCCGUUUUAAUAGGUCAUAAUGUGAUUUUUACCACAUAUGUGAUUACUUGAAUUAUUUUUUGUAUAUAUAUAUAUAUAUAUAGAUUUAUGCAUAUUUAAUUGAGGUUGACUCCAGUGGAGUUUUAUGUAUCAGAUCUUUAAAAUGAAAUUGUACUUAAAAGUUUUUCAGAGUAUCUUUAUGUUUCCACUGAGAAUUCUCCAUCGUUUGGUAGGUAAGGGAGGUUGUACCUUUGAUAAAGGAUCCAGUUUGUUGUCUUGACCAAUGAUGUUUUGAAUAUGAGCUCUUAUGUCAAAUAUUUUCUGUUAAUAAAAUUCUACAAAAUCAA